GGUUCUUUAUAAAAAACAUGGAUAUUACUGAAGUUGAUCAUUAUGCUGUAUUGGAUUUACCAUCCGGUGAACAAGGUGCCAAGCUUUCUCAGCAGGAAAUAUCGAAAGCCUAUCGAAAAAAAGCAUUAGAGUUGCAUCCAGACAAGAGGCCGGAUGAUCCGAAUGCUCAUGAGAAUUUUCGAAAGCUCAAGACUUCUUACGAUUUUCUCAAGGAUGAGAAAAACAGGAAGUUAUUUGAUAGUACUCGAAAGAUUACGAUAUCAGAUCUCGAUCUUAAGGCAAGAGCAGAGGCAGAGGCAAGAGAGCGUGCUGCUGCUGCUGAACGUUAUGCUUUCGUCGAAAAGGAGGAACUAAGAUCGGCUAGGAUUGCUGCGCAUAAUGCUCAAAGAAUGGCUGGUAGAAAACACAAAGAGGCUGGACGAAAACUUAACCAUGGAAGGGCUCGAAUUCGUGCAAUGCGUUAUGUAAACAAAGUGUCACGAAGUAUUUCUAGUGGAAAAACUAAGAAGGAAGCUGAUCGAAUUCUGGCCAGUUAUUCAAAGAAAAAGCUGUGAUGGUUGAAUUUUUUUUAAUAGUUUGUGGUCAAUUUUUUACCUGAGAGUUUUUAGUUUGUUUUUGUUGGCAGGUAUUAAUAUUAUGCUCUCCUCUGCUCUUUGGGACA
Molecule: messenger RNA, 661 nt
Organism: Solanum tuberosum (potato)
Lineage: Eukaryota; Viridiplantae; Streptophyta; Magnoliopsida; Solanales; Solanaceae
Product: dnaJ homolog subfamily C member 17-like
Exons: 1
Coding region: 18-554 (178 amino acids)
Source: RefSeq, a predicted model, not a curated record